Molecule: messenger RNA, 261 nt
Organism: Mangifera indica (mango)
Lineage: Eukaryota; Viridiplantae; Streptophyta; Magnoliopsida; Sapindales; Anacardiaceae
Product: non-specific lipid-transfer protein-like
Biological process (GO): lipid transport
Cellular component (GO): membrane
Molecular function (GO): lipid binding
Source: RefSeq, a predicted model, not a curated record
AUGGCUAGCCCAAUGGCUCUUCAGCUCGCUGAAAUCGCCUACCUAAAAAAGGGCGGGGCUGUACCCCCGGCUUGCUGCAGUGGAAUGAAGUCACUCAAGGUGGCGGCCAAGACCACAACUGACCGGCAGGCGGCCUGCCAAUGCAUUAAAAGCGCUGCGUCAAGCAUCUCCGGCCUCGACGGUAUUGCAGCUGGGCUUCCCGUCAAGUGUGGCGUCAAAAUCCCUUACAAGAUCAGCCCAUCAACUGACUGUAGCACGUAA